This is a messenger RNA of Pocillopora verrucosa, 1095 nucleotides long. RefSeq names its product substance-K receptor-like. Gene Ontology annotation, biological process: neuropeptide signaling pathway. The record is from RefSeq and is a predicted model, not a curated record. Gene Ontology annotation, molecular function: neuropeptide receptor activity. Gene Ontology annotation, cellular component: plasma membrane. Lineage: Eukaryota; Metazoa; Cnidaria; Anthozoa; Scleractinia; Pocilloporidae.
AUGGCAGACGAAAGUGCAACAACUGAUUUUGAAACAGGUCCUCAAUUGAGCCUCACGAUUAAAGUGAUUUUCACUUUGGCCUCGUCUGUUACCAUCCUGGUGUCUGUGAUUGGAAACUCAUUAGUGAUCUACAUCGUAUUCAAGAACCAAACCAAGAGAACAUCAACCAACUGUCUAAUAGUGAGCUUAGCUAUAAGUGAUGUUUUAAUAACUAUGAUUCAGGCUCCCUUAUUAAUUUUGUACCUUUGCAUCGGAGAUGAAGCGAAUGGCUCUUACCUGGGAAAUGUUUCUGACAUUUCUCGUCGAAUGUUGGCUUUCGGAGUUUCUAUACUACUUUAUUCCUCAAUUUUCAACAUGGUUACCAUCGCCAUCGAUCGAUUUCUAGCCGUCAUCCGACCACUGACAUACAAAGUCUCAUCAAAAUGGCUGGUGAAAGUAGGAAUUCCUCUCGUAUGGUUGAGUUCAUGUUUGCUAUCACUAGAGGGUGUGUUGACACUACAAGAUGGGAACGCUGAAUCAUCAAGUGGAAGAAGCCGUUUUGCACUGUUUUCGUCCUUAGUAUUUUUGGUCAUCUCGUUGAUCGCGUUGAUUGUCCUCUAUUCUGUAAUUUGUUAUCGUCUUUGGAGAAGAAGCAUUCCUGGCGAAGUUUCCAGUAAUCAGCAAGCACUUGCUACUCGUACAGCACGGAAGGUCACCAUAUUAAUGAUUUUCAUUGUAGCCGUGUUUUUUCUUUCAUGGGCACCAAUUUUUAUGUCUAUGCUCGCAGAAGUAAUUGAGAUUAAUUUCGCUUAUGAGUCAAUUAUGAGAGAAUAUCCAUUUUUAACUGCUAUAAGUUUCUGGUUAGUCGUAAACAACAGUGCUUGUAACUCGUGUUUGUAUUUCCUAUUUAUCGAAAGCUUCCGUCAAGGUCUAAAAUUAUUAUGUUCAAAUUGUCGACCUCCUCGGUUAAGACUACGUAGGUUUCGAUGGAAGUACGAAACAGGAGAACGAAUUAGAAACAGGCAAGCUGUGAACGUUCUGAAUCCGGAGGAAAGGGCUGUUGAAUUGAGGACAUUCUGUAAUACCCACAUUACACAAGUUACACCUCUUCAAUAG